CUUCCCCCGAAGAGCCAGAGUUUUAUUCCUGCGAAUAAUUCCUCAAGGUCCGCCGAACCUCCCCAUUGUCGGGAAUAAUCGCUAACGAGAUCGCGGGGUCUAAAAAAGCGGACGGAAGAAAUGAAUGACCAAUCGAUAUCGAUUACGAGGACGUAUAGGAGCGUAUGCAAAGUCGGCCCUCGAGUCGGGGGUGGCUCGAGCCAAGGGUAAUCAAUCACGGGAGGCGAUCGCUCGGUUAUUUAAUUCCCGGGGGGACGGAAUGGCGAGAACGUCCUCGAGGUCGAACCUCGAGUUCCGAUCGAAUCGAGCGUCCGGAGGGGGCGGUCCGGUCCGGGGGUGGACGCUGGCUCCCGUGGUCUUCCCGAGAGCGAACUCUGACCUGAUUUCGUUGAAACAUCCCCGAAGAGCGAACUGUGACCCGCUUUCGUUAAAACGUCCCCGAAGAGCGGGGCCGUUCUCGCUGUUUGCCCCGGAGACUAGGCGCGGUCAUCGAGCUCUUCCUCUGGGAGACCAUUGUUCUCUCCCAGGCUCGAGUGUGUCUUCGAGCCCUUUGAAUGCCCGCCUCGUUUCUCUCCUUCCUGUUUGUUCUUUCAUUCUCCUCCCUUCUCUGUCUUCUCUCUUCUUUCUCUUCUCCCCCAAAAGAGACGAAGGAUCGAGCCCCCGAACGUGCUCACGCGUGCUUUUCCAGGGAAACUAUGCAAAGUUUUUAAAAAACGUCCACACGGAGCAGGCCUCGAAGUUGCAAGCGAAGAACCAGCACGAGUGCGACCUCCUCGAGGACAUCCGGAACUUUACCAUUAAAAAGUCGGCCAUCGAGAAGUCCUAUUCCGAGGCGCUACUCAAAAUAUCUUCAGCCUACUUGAACAAGAAGAUACCUAAUAUACCGGACAUUAACAUCGAGGGCGGCGAGGAGAAAUGGAACAUGUGGAACGUCUGGAGGAUGGUCCUGGAGGAGAACGAGAAACUGGCGAGGGCCCGCCUAGCCGCCGUCGAGGUCUUCCAGCAACAAAUCGCUGACGACGCGAAGAGUUUAAAGUUGCAUAAGAUCCAGAUAUCGAAGAAGGCGAUCGACCAACUGCUAAUAGUACAAAAGGAGCUGCAAACCUGCGUCCAGGACGUCGACAAGACGAAGAAGCUCUACUUCGACGAGGAGCACAGCGCCCACGACGUGCGCGACAAGGCCAAGGACAUCGAGGAGAAGCUCAAGAGGAAGAAAGCCUCGUUCUUCCAGUCGAUCACGACGUUGCAGAAGAACAGCGCCAAGGUGAGCUCGAAGAGGGACGCCCUGGAGGAGAAGUCGACCGGGGCCCGCAACGACUACUUGCUCAGCCUGGCCGCCGCCAACGCCCACCAGAACCGAUACUUCGUGGUCGACCUGCAGAACACCAUGCAGAUCCUGGAGCAGGGGGUGUACGACAAGGUGGCGGAGUACCUGACGCUGAUGGGUCGCACGGAGCUGCUGACUUGCCUGGCGAUGCAGAACAGCUUCGGGAAAAUCCGCGACCAGGCUCAGCAGCUCACCAGGGAGUACAACCUGCAGUGUUGUUACCUGUACUACCCGGUCCUGAAGCAGCACAUACAGUACGACUACGAGCCUUGCGACAACGAUCCCGUAGAUAGGAUAACGGCGGAUCACUCGGCCGCGGUGGCGUUAGGGAAGGAAGCUCGUCGCUGGGCGACGAGGAUCGCUCGAGAAAUCAGCACCAUAAGGGAGAGCACUCGUAAAUUGCAGGCUCUCCAGCAGCUCAAGGAAUCGGGUCAGAAGACUGAUCCGAACGACCCGAAUGGCCCGGACCUGGACACGAAGAUGGACGAGCUGAGGCAAGCCGUACGGCGAGCAGAGACGGCGAAAAUGAAAGCGGAGGCGCGAAUAGAAUGUCUCCGGAAUGGCGGAGUUAACGUCGACGAGUGGCUACAGGAAGCCGAGACCCUGAGCGUCCAGGACAUCCCCCGGUCGGCCAGCUCCCUGUCCGUCAGGACGGAUGCAUCCGGAACAGCGGAGCAUCCGUCCUCCGAUUCCUUCUACGACAGCGACGGCGACGGCGGAAGCGAUUUGACGACGGUAGAGAGGCCGGAGAACGUGCGCAACGUCUCUCUACAGGAAGAGGAGUCAACCAAGGAGCGACAAAGGCACGACAGUGCCGAAGUCGAUGCAUUGCUGGAGCAGGAGAAGCAGCGAAUCGAGUUGCUGACUGCCGGAUGGGAUGAUCCCACGGCGGUGGACUGGGAAAAGGAGGAGAAGGGCGAUACCCAGGAGGCCCCGGAAGCCGCGGAUGCGGCCCCGACUCAGCACCUCUACAAAUGCACCGCCCUUUAUUCGUACACGGCUCAGAACCCGGACGAGCUGUCGAUCGUGGAGAGCGAGCAGCUGGAGGUGGUCGGAGAAGGAGACGGAGACGGCUGGCUCAGGGCCCGGAAUUACCGAGGAGAAGAGGGAUUCGUCCCGCAGAAUUAUCUGGACGUGGAGAGAGAGUCGGACACCACGACCGGACUCUCUUCCCAGGGCCCAGGACUGGUCCAGCAGAUCUCCUUCUCCUCGGUCGACUACACCAUAGACGACCACGAGGCAGUCGACCCGGACGUAGGCCUCCAGGUUGAAGAGGACUUUCCAGUGGCCCCCAUUCAACAAAACGGUGGAACGGAGGAGUACUGCGUGGCUCUCUACGAUUACGACGCCACCUGCGACGAGGAGCUCACGUUCAUGGAAGGGGACGUUCUGAAGAUCCUGAGGAAGGAGCCGCACGACGUCGACGACGGCUGGUGGGAAGGGGAACUGUGUGGACUGCGAGGAAUAUUCCCAUCUCUCAUCGUGGAGCCCUGCGCCCCGGACGGCUCACCUCUGACCCCGCAGGAGGAUACCACCCCGCCGAGCUCGGCGCCGCCGGUCUUCGCGCCCCCAGAGAUCCCGGAAUUCCUCCUGACCGAGGAGAUGCUUAACGAUCGUUUCGAUGCUUCCUUCGCAGAGUCAGGGAUCCUGGGAGACGAGAGGUCCGCCAGCACGGAUGAGGGCCAGCAGGCGAGCUUCGCGAUAAACCUGACCAAGGGCCAGAAGGACCACUACGGGUCACAGUUCGACGAGAACUCCGAGACUCCUGGGAUCCUAGUCGAGGAGGUUGCAGACGACUCGGCCGUUCAGGUAAAAAUCGCGGUGCAUCGGAGAUUCGAUAUCGCGAUUCGAUCCCUGGCCGGUAGCCAGGGGCCGAAUGGUCGACGUACUUCGUUCAGCGAUUCCGACGUUUCUAUUAUCAAGCAUGCGGUUUAUCUGGUCGAGUUCAAAGGUCUGACGAACGCGAAAUUGCAGGACGGCUCGGAUGGGAAGGCUCGCAAGGCUUCGACGGAAGGUCAGGACGGCGAGAAGGACGACUUGGGUCUGGGCGUAGCACAGAUUGUCAUUACAGCCGCAACUCCCAUGGAGGAGGUGGAUCGCCCUUUUCCAGGGGUAGAGGAAGCCGAGGAAGCCGAGGCCGAGGCAGGGGAGGCGUCUCAGGCGGAUGCCGAAGAGUCCACCGACAAGACCGGCACCGUCGAGGACGAGGACUCCGAGGAGACCACUACGAUCCAGAACGCCCCAGGAGGGCAGCGCCCUUCGGAGGCAACGACGACGCGCGUCGAGUCGGAGGAGAAAUCCGUCGUCGACGACCUGCCCGCCGACUCGGCACCGUUUCCCGUGAGCAGCAGCUCCGGCAGCGAGGCAGACUCCACGUCCGGACCCAGCACCGCGGAUAAUUCUCAAUCGAUGACUCCCAGAGGCGGUAACAUCGCCGCGAGUCAUCCCCAGGAAGUGGUCGCAGUCGAGGAAGAAGACGAGGAACCGGUCGACAUCGUGCCGGAGAAGGUGCUCGUCGGCGGCAGGGCGAGCAUCCCCGACGAGCUGCAGCCCGACCAGCUGGAGAAGCUCCAGAAUCUGAAAGAGUCGAAUGCCUAGGAUUGACUAGACCUCGGAGACGACAACUGCAAUCCUGCCUUACCGAACAAACUGGCUCUUCCGAAAGAUCAUCAGAACAACUUCCAGCACCUGCUGGACUUCUGGAAAUCUCCCAAGGUUGGCGGGACGAAGGACUAAGGGUGAACGCCGGGUUGUAUGUACGAAUGAUUAGAGACCGUACUCGACACACGACACACACGUACCCAGACA
Messenger RNA from Orussus abietinus, 4135 nucleotides. Its product is annotated as F-BAR and double SH3 domains protein 2. The record is from RefSeq and is a predicted model, not a curated record. Bases 125 to 3925 code for a protein of 1266 amino acids. Gene Ontology annotation, biological process: regulation of actin filament polymerization; neuromuscular synaptic transmission. Gene Ontology annotation, cellular component: neuromuscular junction; recycling endosome. Gene Ontology annotation, molecular function: protein binding. NCBI's taxonomy places the organism in Eukaryota, Metazoa, Arthropoda, Insecta, Hymenoptera, Orussidae. The transcript is spliced from 20 exons.